Molecule: messenger RNA, 4780 nt
Organism: Cephus cinctus (wheat stem sawfly)
Lineage: Eukaryota; Metazoa; Arthropoda; Insecta; Hymenoptera; Cephidae
Exons: 3
Coding region: 975-4100 (1041 amino acids)
Source: RefSeq, a predicted model, not a curated record
UUUUUUUUUUUUGUUAAUUUAUAUUCAGUUUUUAUUAUUCUCGGUGUUCGGUCUCAAGGCUAUUGAAGCUAGAGAAAUUUAUUUACAUAAUAUUUAUAUUAGUUAAAGAAUUAAUUUAAUCGUCUUUGUUAUUGUCAUAUUGUUAAAAUCCGAAGCGCACGCUUCCACGUACCUGCCAAAUGUAUAUAGAUUCAUUAUAUUUAAUUAAUUUUUAAGUUAUACAAUUUAAAUAAUAUAUUAAAAGAUUCAUGGCGCAUAGUUAUAUUUAUUUUUUAAUUUAUAUAAUGCGUCGAAAUAUCGACGUUAUUAUUUUUAAUAGCUUUUCUAAAUUUUAUUAUACGUCCUCGUUAUACUAGCAAGUUCGUACAAAUUUUGAAAUGUUCAUAUCCUGGUGACUUUUUAUGUCUGUUAUUUCGACCAAUUGUAACUGUUGUAAUAUGAUUAGGAAUUAUAUCAUUUCUUUACACUGGGAUUGAGAAACCAUUUUUUUAAAAAUAAGGUCUCUCUCCUUAAUUUUGGGUAAAAAGGGUGUCGGUAGGUUUUGGUCUUUCUAAGGAAAUGUAAACAAGAUUUUCACUAGGCAUAAGUAACGAAUGAACCAAUAAGGGUUUACACGCGAGAUACGAGUAAAUUUCUUUAAACAUUGUUGAGUUUUAAUUAUUUGUUUUUCAUUAUUUAGGUGUUGUCGAACCUUGUAUAUAAUUGUUUCUUACUGUUUUUCAAUAAAACUUUUUGGGAAAGUUUGCUUUUUUUUUCUCUCUUGUAUUUAACCUAUAUUUUAUCUAGUUAAUCAAAAAUAGUCCACGAAAGAUACUCUUGAAGUUGGAUCUGAGACUGUAAGUUUCCAUAGAAACAGUUUCCAUUCACUUCACAAAAGUGUUCUCACCGGCGGGUUAUGUAAAAUCCAUGCGAAAAUUAAGAGGAUUCAAUGUUCACGUUGAUUGGUAAUUAAAAUCAAAUUAAGCGAAAGUAAAAUGCAUGUAACAACUGCUCUCAGGAAAAAAGGCCUUUUUGAAGUUCCCAAGCCAAGAAAGAUACCAGGGAAUGCAGAGAGUUUGGAAAAUGUUGCUGGUAAGAGGAAUAUUGGAAAUUCAGGUGAACCAGCAAUUGGCAAUAUCAAAAAUGUUCUGGAGUCCAGUAAUAUGCCUAAAACAAGACUUAGUCCAAAUCGCGAAAUGCGUUCAAAUUCCUCACCUCGACUCAAAUGUUUUCCUGCUGAAACCAUUAAGAGAAAUCGCAGCCCUUCGCCAUAUUCUGGCACGCCUGCGGGACCUGAAUUUACUCAGCAAAGUCACCAACGGAUAUUUCAGCAACAGCCAGAUGAACAUAAAUUACUUCAGCAACGUCAAUCGGAAGUGCUGCUUAGCACGCAAGCUCCUGCAAUUCCGUUAGAACGUCAGGCUCACAGACCAUUUGUUCCAAACAUGCCACAUGCCGUAGUAACGAGAGAUUUUUCGCCCAGGAAAGCUGCAACUGCACCGGCAAUUCCUAUUGUUUCUGAAGUUCCUCAGCAACAACGGACGCAGCAGCCAAUUCCAAUUUCUGUGCCUUUCAAUAAUAUACAACAGAUUGCUGGACCAAUUUCUCAGGAUAUUCUACGGCAGAACAGGUCUAGUGAAAUUCCAGGAUACAAUCAGCGUACUGUUGCUGGUCACAAUAAAGUUGUGUAUCCUGAUGGAAUUGUACAAGAGAAGAAUCAGGAACGUUUACAGUUGCAGUCUGCAUAUACCGAACCAAAUCUCGUUAAAAUUCCUAAUAACCAAGAAGCAACGUGGCCUACAGCAAUACGAUCAUUGCCACAAUACCCACAGUAUGCUUAUCAACAGCAAUUGCAAAAUAAUUUUGCUAUGCAACAACAGAUGCAACAAAGAGCGAUGCUUGAGCAGCAACGUAUGAUUCAGCAACAAAAUAAUCAAAUAGGUUACAAUAAUUACUUGAAUAGACAUUCAGGCUUAGAUGGAAAUUGGUUUCCCAGGAAUGUAGGAAUGACUUCACCUCAAGAUAUUGCUACAAAUCAGAUAAAAACAAUCCAGCAACAGCAACCGUACUACAGAAAUAUACCUUAUUCUAUGAAUCCACAAAAUUCGUGGAUAAGAAGCAACAGUAUGAUUGACAAUCAAUUGACACAGCAAUCAAGCGAUCAAAUUCAGCAACCAAUGAAAUAUUAUCCACAACCGAGCCAGCAAGUCAAUUCGCACCCUCAACAAUAUCAACAACUACAACAAUCCCAGCAAUUAUAUCAACAACAGCAGCAACAGUCAAGCGACAGAAGAAAAGUUGUAAAAUUUACCCCUCAAAUGAUUCGCGAUCAGGAAUUGCUGAUUUCGACUAUGCGCCAGCAAGGAAUUCCCGAAGAUAUUAUGAGACGGCAAUUCGACACGUUACUUCUUGAGCAGCGUCGACAAAUAUCCUACUUGGAACAGAUGCAAGAAAAUGAUGAUGAUGACAAGAAACCGAUACUGGUAAGGAAAAGAAGAAUCACAAAAAUUGCCGAGGAUGAGAAGCCUGAGUGGAUGCUGCACUUAACACCAAUCAGAAUGACGUACAAUGAUUUUAAUAAGAUUCAGCAACAACGGACUCAAAAUAAACUAAAUAAGCAUCUAAUGAUAGACCAUGAGCAGAAACGAGGAAAUGUUACUCUUGAUGGACAGGUAAAGAAUGCCUAUGAGCAACAAGGAAACGAACAGCAGAAUAGUAAUAAACUGUGCCAGCAACAACCAAUGUAUCAUCAGCAACAAAACAGAAUUCCAGCAGUUCAUAAUAAUAUGAUUCAAAAUUAUCAAAUGACGACAAAUUCUAUGCCUGCCCUGUACCAGAAUAAUCCUGCAUGUUUAUCGGCUACUCAACAAUAUCAGCAAUAUUCGGAUCCUAGAUAUUCAAUGGAAAUUCAGCAACAGCAACAGCAACAGCAACUACAACUGCAGCAACAGCAACAACUGCAACAGCAACGACUGCAACAUCAACAAUUGCAACAGCAACAACACCAGCAACUGCAACUGCAACAACACCAGCAACUGCAACUGCAGCAGCAGCAGCAGCAGCAACAACAGCAACAGCAAGCAUGGCAAAUGCAUCAAUAUGGAAAUCCUCCAACUGCUGGAAUUGCCUUAGAAACAAAUCAGCAACGAACAAGAAUAGUAGAACCUUCCAGUUUACUACAACUUCGAAAAUACAAAGAAGUCAUUAGGCCGCAAAGACAAAGUAAUGGUUUGCAGGAUCCUGAAACGAUUCGACAGGCACUGGAAGGUUUGAAGAAAUCUGAAAAUCAAAGAGGAUAUGAAUAUUUAGUAAAUUUAAAUAAAAAGGACAACAAUGUUCGAUUAAAUGGAGCACAGGAUCCUGAAACAAUUCCAAAAGAACGUAGACAACCUCCACAACUCCAGGAACAACGAAGAAACAUUUCAGCCAAUGGAAUCGAGAAUACCAGAAAUCCAAAUAAUCCAGCACCACGGCCAAUAGCAUUUUCUAGGAAUUCCCAUGAACAAUUAUACGAGUAUCCUAGACAAAAAAAGACUGCCACACAUUCCCAAAAUUGUUAUGGCUUAAUGGCCGAAAAAGAAAAUGGGACCGCGGGACCUUAUCUGCCAAUGAAUUAUCCACAUUAUGAGGCAAGUUAUCAACAGAUGCUACCGGAACAUCAUCAACAGCAAGCGUACUCCCCUGAAAAUUAUCAGAAACAGAAUAUGCAUCAGCAAGGAAUGUAUUAUCAGCAAUUGUCGAAUUUGCACAACGAAAAAACAGCAUUGAGUAUGAAAAAAUCUGAAACUCCAUCCAGAUUUGAUGGUGCUCAGUAUCUGGCUAAUAAUCAGGGUCAACAAUUUUAUGGAAGUGCACAACAUUUUAAUGGAAACGGUCAAGGCGAUAAUUCUGCACACCAACAACGCAAUUGUCAGCCAGUUGGAUAUUGGCAUAACAUGGGCAGCGAUGCGCAGGAUAAUUUUAAGAAUUCCGCAGGACGCGAUUUCAUCCAAGACAGUUGCGGCCAACCGGAAAUUCGUGUUCCAAAAAUUAUAGGUGGCGUUACUUAUCUCGCACGACGUCCUGACUUCAUUUCGAAUCCUUCUGGCAAAUACUUGCAACCUGCCGUUUGUCAACAUUAACCCUGAUAAAAUUCAGGCUUUUUAUAAGUAUAUAUUUUAUAUAACAUUAUUUUAUAUGAUUUCAUAUAUACCAUACUAUUGGUGAUGUACUUGUAUUAUACAUAUGUUUUUUUAUCUACUUCCUUUUGCAAGCUACUGUAUGAUGUAUGUAAAUAUAAAGGAAGAAAAUCCUCAGAGCUUGCUCCGAAAAAUAGAAAAUAAAAAUCAAAUGACAGUCAAACGGCAAGCCUCAAUUAUUUCACGUAAUUUUGACAGUUUUAAAAUAAUUUCAAAAUUAUCUACACUAAAUUUUCACAAACUAAAAAUGGGACACUGCUCAAAAAAUCGUAAUUUCAUGGACGAGCUCAGAAACAUUAUUUGCGCUAUUGAAACAACGAAACCGGAGCCUGAAGUUUGUAAUACGAGAUGCCCUCCUUUAGGAUGUCCUCGUGGACCUUGUCCAGGAAUGUGCUGCUACCAAGGGGUUUGCGAUCCUUGUUGCGUUUCCAAAAUGCCUUGUUGUCCGCCACCACCUGAUCCACCAUACUGCUGCGUACCAGCAUCUCUUUUAAAAUCAUCAUGCUGUACUCCAAGAAAUUCCUGCAAUUCCAAACAUCCAUGCUCUUUGCCAUAUAGACAGUGUUAAAUAUUCUGUUCUUAUAUUGUCUAUGCUAAAUAAAUAAUAGAACAGUCAAUAAUUU